Messenger RNA from Vigna unguiculata (cowpea), 2939 nucleotides. The record is from RefSeq and is a predicted model, not a curated record. Lineage: Eukaryota; Viridiplantae; Streptophyta; Magnoliopsida; Fabales; Fabaceae.
UCCAUUGAGCAAACAGUCUCCUAUUAACAAAGUUGACUUGGAAACACUGUUUUGGCUUCCCUUCUCAACUCUGCCGUUUGCAUUUUCAGACAACUAUGGCCGAAUCAUUUCUCUUCAGCAUCGCAGAGUCACUCAUAGCAAAGCUUGCUUCUCGUGCCUUUGAAGAAGCUUCUCGAGUGGUGGGUUUAUAUGACGAUCUUCGAGACCUUACAAACACUCUCUCUUUAGUCAAGGAUGUGCUGUUAGAUGCUCAGCAAAAGCAGGAGCACAACCAUGAGCUCCGCCAAUGGCUCACUCAACUCAAAACCGCCUUUUCCGAUGCCGAAGAUGUUUUGGAUGAAUUUGAGUGUCAAACACUGCAAAAGAAAGUGGUCAAAGCUCAUGGUAGUAGGAAAGACAAGGUAAGUCACUUCUUCUCAACUUCUAAUCCACUUGUUUUUCGUUACAAAAUGGCUCAACAAAUUCAACGUAUCAGCACCAGACUAGACAACGUUGCAACUAAUAGGAAUAAGUUUACUCUUGAAAGAAUUGAGGUUGACACACGUGUUGUUCAUCGGAGAGAUAUGACACACUCCCGUGUGAGUGAUUCAAAUGUGAUAGGAAGGAAAGACGAUAAAGAAAAGGUCAUAGAGCUUUUGAUGCAGCAGAAUCCUAAUGAUGAUGAUACAAGUCUCUCUGUUAUCCCCAUUGUGGGGAUUGGAGGCUUAGGAAAGACUACGCUUGCGAAGUUUGUGUUCAAUGACAACAGGGUCCAGGAAUACUUCCCCUUAAAGAUGUGGGUGUGUGUUUCUGAUGACUUUGACAUUAAACAAAAGAUUAUAAAAAUCAUCAAUUCUGCCAAUGAUUCAAUAUCUGAUGAUGCUCCUUCUCACCAACCGAAUUGGAACAUGGUGGAUCUGGAACAACUGCAAAAUCAACUCAAAAACAAACUUUCCGGUCAAAAGUUCUUACUCGUAUUGGACGAUGUAUGGAACGAAGACCGUGUUAAAUGGGUUGAGUUGCGGGAUUUAAUCCAAGUAAGUGCAGCAGGAAGUAAAAUUCUUGUGACUACACGUAAUCCUUCAAUUGCUGCCAUGAUGGGCACUGUUCCCUUUCACCUUUUAAAAGGUCUUUCUGAUGAAGAUUUGUUGUCUCUCUUAGUCAAAUGGGCAUUUAAAGAAGGAGAAGAGGAAAAACAUCCUCACUUAGUAAAUAUUGGGAGAGAAAUAGUGAAAAAAUGCGGAGGGGUUCCUUUGGCAGUGAGAACAUUAGGGAGUUUACUAUUCUCAAAAUUUGAGGCUAGUGAAUGGGAAUACGUGAGAGACAAUGAAGUUUGGAAUUUGUCUCAGAAGAAGGAUGACAUUUUACCUGCCCUUAAAUUGAGUUAUGAUCUUAUGCCGUCCUAUUUGAGGCAAUGUUUUGCAUUGCUUUCCCUUUACCCAAAGGAUUAUUUAUAUAAUAGUUAUGAAAUAAGUUGGCUUUGGGGGGCACUUGGACUCAUUGCACUACCAAAAACGAAUAGAACACGUGAAGAUAUGGCCAAUCAAUAUUUGCAUGAACUUAUGUCAAGAUCCUUUCUUCAAGAUUUUGAAAACUAUGGCACUAUGUACGGUUUCCGAAUACAUGAUUUGGUGCAUGAUCUCGCCCUAUUUGUUGCAAUGGAUGAUUGCCUACACGUGAAUUCCAACAUUCAAAAUAUUCCCGAUAAGGCUCGACAUCUGUCUUUUGUUGAAAGCAGUUUGUUCAGCAAUUUAGUCACCAAAAAAUCAGCAGCUGUGAGAACCGUAUUGUUUCCAAAUGGUGUAUCAACUGCCAACUGUGAAUCUAUACUUAAGACGUGUAUGACAAAGUUCAAAUGCUUGCGAGUUUUGGAUUUAACUGGUGCGACAUUUGAGACUUUGCCUCGUAACAUUGCCAAGUUGAGACAUUUGAGAUAUCUGAACAUUAGCGAAAAUCCCAACAUUAAGAGACUCCCCGAAUCUAUUUGCAAGCUCCAAAGUUUGCAAGCGUUGAUGCUUGACGGAUGCAUGGAGCUGGAAGCAUUGCCCAAAGGAUUAAGAAAACUGAUCAGUCUCCGGGAUUUUUCGUUUUCCACAAAGCAAACUGUUUUCCCUGUGAAUGAGAUCGCCAAAUUAAGGUCGCUUGAAUUCUUGAUUGUUGAAUCAUGCCAUAAUGUGGAGUCAAUCUUUGGAGGGGUGAAAUUCCCUACUCUUAAGACUUUGUUCGUUUCAAACUGUCAGAGUCUGAAGUCUUUGCGGUUGGAUGAUCAAAAUUUUCCUGAAUUAGAAACAUUGGUGGUUGACAAUUGCAACAAUUUGGACUUGGAAAUGUGGAAUGGUCACAAUGAAGAAGAAAGUUCCAAGAUGAAGUUAAAACUUGUUGCCUUUUCUGGUUUAUCACAGCUGGUGACCUGGCCUAAAUGGCUUCAGGAAGCUGCUAACUCUUUACAGAGCUUGCUUGUUUUAAAUUGUCCCAAUAUCAAAACACUUCCAGACUGGCUGCCAACUCUGACUAAUCUUAAAGCACUUACUAUAAGAAAUUGUCCAAAGUUGGUAUCUCUCCCGGAUAAUAUGCAUCACCUCUCCGCACUUGAAAAUUUAAGGAUCGAAGGUUGUGCCGACUUAUGUAAAAAAUAUGAGUCCUAUAUCGGAGAGUUUUGGCCCAAAAUAUCACACAUCAAAAACAUAUACAUCAAUGGACCAGAAGCCUAACAAGAAUUAGAUGUAUAACAAGACCCAAUUUGAAGUCCCUUAUUUUCUUUGUUUAUUAUUUUGUUAAAGUGUUUUUCCAUAUUUGGGGCUUUGUAAUGCAUUUCAAUUUAGAAGACCUCCAUGACGUUGUUAUGUAACAGUGCUGGGUUUAUUUUUUUAUUUUUGUUCCUUUUGUCUUGUCGAUCAUUAAUAUUAUUAUUCACAAACUUCAGUAUUUCAUUUAUAUCGAAGAUAAAUAAAAUAGUCUGC